UCUCUCCUGUGUACUUCCUAAUACUGGGUCAAUCUGUUCUUGCGUGGGUGUUUUACGUGGUCUAGCGCUUACUAGAAGACUGAUAACUGGCCAAGGUCAAAAUAGAACCAUUGAUCGAUUCUAUCGUUGUCUGAAUUUUAGACAAUGAUGGUCAAAUCUUGAUAUUUGAGAGGACUGGCAUACUUACGAUUGGUUCCUAAACGCCUUACUUACGUAACUCACUGGUUAAUGGGGAAUAGUGGAAGCGCAAAGACCAAUACCUUAGAGGACCUAGGAGCCAAGAUUUACGAUGUGGUGUUCGAGAUUUACCCGAAUGAAGCAGAUAAGAUCACCGGUAUGCUACUAGAUGGGGGUGAAGAGGAGACAGCAAGUCUGCUAUCAGACGAGAAGAGAUUAAACGAGAGGAUUAUAGCUGCUGCUUCGCUACUGGGUGAUAAGAACUCACAGAGGACACCAGAUCUACAGAGUCUAGGCGACAGAGUGUAUGGCACCGUUCAGCAAUUGUAUCCAACACUUGCCGAAAGAGUGACGGGAAUGUUACUGGAAAUGCCUGCUGAUCAGCUGAUACACUUACUGGAUUCCAGGGAGGGGCUACUGGAACAUAUACACACCGCAGCACAUGUUCUGAUGGAGAGUAAACGGCAGGAGAGUAUACAAGGCAAAGAUACUGAAGACAAAAAAGUAGAUAAUGCUUCCGUUGAUGAAAAUGGAGCACCUUUAAGUUAUAAUAUUGAAAAAGACAAAACUGAAGAUCUAAAAAGUAUGAUUGGUGAAAACAUUUACAGCCAACUUGUAGAAAAGUACCCAAAAGAUGCAGACAAAAUCACAGGGAUGCUGUUGGAAAUGGAACUGGAUCUGCUUCAAAAAGUCAGCCAGGAUCCAGAUCUACUUGGCCAAAGAGCAACAGAGGCAGUCGAAACACUCCACCAGAUGAGCAAACAACAGGGAUGUGGAGAUGAAAACUUGUCAUGUACAGGAACACAAAAUAAAAGCAUUCUCAACACAUUGGAGAGUGAUGCUGAAGUUUGUAUAAAAAGCUCAUUUGAUGAGACUGAAAUUAGAACAGCAAUUGAGGGGCUUUCAGAGCCAGAACAAAAAGAAUUUAUAGGUGAAAAGAUACAUGACAAAAUCCGGAAAUUGCACCCUGGACAUGCUGAUGUUAUUACUGGUAUGUUACUGGAAAUGGGAGUUGACCAGUUACUGAACACAAUCUUAAACCCUGCCUUAUUCAGUGACAUGGUACAACAGUCAUACUCUUCUUUGACAUAGACCGUCAAACUCUUUGUAGACUUUCCAGGACUCCUUGGCAAAGAUCUCAAAAUCCUGAAAAUCUAUUCCCAGUCUAGGACAUAUGUUGUAAUUUAGGGAUCCAUAUUCAUGCUUAAAAGAAAAAUAUAAUAUAUUAAUACA
This is a messenger RNA of Nematostella vectensis (starlet sea anemone), 1410 nucleotides long. RefSeq lists its product as uncharacterized. The record is from RefSeq and is a predicted model, not a curated record. NCBI's taxonomy places the organism in Eukaryota, Metazoa, Cnidaria, Anthozoa, Actiniaria, Edwardsiidae. Gene Ontology annotation, cellular component: nucleus. Gene Ontology annotation, molecular function: RNA binding. Bases 229 to 1269 code for a protein of 346 amino acids. The transcript has 3 exons. Gene Ontology annotation, biological process: regulation of double-strand break repair; DNA damage response; protein polyubiquitination.